AUGAGAGAUAUUGCUGGCCUGAAAGAUUGGCAAUGGAUUUUCUUACUCGAAGGUCUACCGAUCAUUCUGCUCGGUAUUAUUACCUAUCUUUUUCUCGGCAAUAUACCCGAUACUGUUCAAUGGUUAAGUAAUAGUGAAAAAGAACUUCUUACAAACAUUCUUCGAGAUGAUGCUGGUAUGACAAAUGGCGAAACAGACUCUGGUUCUCGGGUUUCGUGGCGACAAGUACGAUAUGUGAUUAUGGAUUGGCGAAUUUAUCUUUAUGUUCUAAUCGGUAUUGGACUUUUGAGUGCUAUGCAAUGUCUUACAUUGUUUCUUCCAUCCUUGUUUGAUGAUAAAUUUAAUGAUAAUAAAUUAUUGACAGCUAUUACAUUUAGUAGAAAAUAUUAUCCAAAAGACAAUGCAUUUACUGAUAAAUUUUCUCUUUUACUUGCCAAUGGUUUAAGACGUUUUAAUGUUCAUCAGAUUGUUCGUAUUACAACAUUUGCAGCUAAAAAUCAAUAUUCGAAAUUUAGUGUUGUUACGUGA
Molecule: messenger RNA, 528 nt
Organism: Rotaria sp. Silwood2
Lineage: Eukaryota; Metazoa; Rotifera; Eurotatoria; Philodinida; Philodinidae
Source: the annotation of a GenBank genome assembly